Messenger RNA from Alosa sapidissima (American shad), 2739 nucleotides. RefSeq names its product SH2 domain containing 3A (gene sh2d3a). The transcript is spliced from 15 exons. Gene Ontology annotation, molecular function: phosphotyrosine residue binding; guanyl-nucleotide exchange factor activity. NCBI's taxonomy places the organism in Eukaryota, Metazoa, Chordata, Actinopteri, Clupeiformes, Clupeidae. Bases 115 to 2724 code for a protein of 869 amino acids. The record is from RefSeq and is a predicted model, not a curated record. Gene Ontology annotation, biological process: small GTPase-mediated signal transduction; positive regulation of peptidyl-serine phosphorylation.
AGAGAGAGAGAGAGAGAGAGAGAGAGAGAGAGAGAGAUUGUGAAAACCAAGGGAAGGGAAAGACUUGACUUGUUGAAGAUUCCGCUGUGCACUUUUACACGGGCUGCGACAGACAUGAACAAUCGAUCUAUAGCAUGGUGGUUGAGACAGAUUGGCCUGCCCCAGUACACCAAGAGCCUGGAGGGAGUGUAUUAUGGUCUGGAGGGUUUAUUGAAUGUAACUGAUAAAGAUCUAAAAGAUGCAGGGGUGGAUGUUGCCGAUCAUAGAGCCACCAUACUCGCCCAGCUAGGCAGACACCAACAGAGACUGCAGCCUACCACAGAUGUGUACGCAACGGUGCAGCGUAGGGUGAGCCGUAAGCACUCGCUAGGCUCCUCGCUGGACCUCAGCCGGCCGCGCAACGACCUCUUCCGCCAGAGCAUCGUGCCCCGCCUCCGUCGCCGCGGCGAUAACAGCGCCCGCCUCUCCUCGUCCUGCUCUCAGCUCCGUCCGCUAGAGGAGCCCAAUCCUGACCUUCAACCUCCCUUUGAGGAGCCUACCACACAGAAGCAGAAGCAGAGCAAGCGGAAGAGUGUUGCCGCUUUCCUAAGCCAGGUGUUUGGUGGACGUAAAGACAUGGAGUCCUUGAAGAAGGAGCUGGAGGAGGAGCUGAAGCUGAACACAGACGACAUACGUAGCCAUGCCUGGUACCACGGGGAGAUAAACAGAGAGGAUGCAGAGACGUUGCUGGAGCGGGAUGGGGACUUCCUGAUACGCAACUCACACUCCAGUCCCGAUGACUACGUGCUCAGCUGUCAUUGGAAGGACGGGCCGAUGCACUUCAAGAUCAUCCGCGUGGUGUUACGCCCCAAGAAGGGCUACACGCGGGAGCUUUUCCAGUUUGAGGAUGAUCAGUUUGACAAUAUUCCGGCGCUGGUUCGUUUCCAUGUGGGCGGCCGUCUGCCCAUCUCACACGCAUCUGGCGCCGUCAUCUUCCACCCAAUCACGCGCACCCUGCCCUUACGGGUCAUCAGAGAGCGCCAGGCGGCCAAGGCGCCUCGGGACCACAGCAAGAGGCGGAGCCUAAGCUCUACGCACAUGGACAUGCUGCAGGUCCCCAACAACAACCUGCUCAGGAGCGGGAGUCAGCCGGCAAACCUGGAGAAUGUGGGCAGGCCAUCCUUACAGUCAGCUCAGUCUGACAGCAACCUGCGCACAGGAGUUCCACCCAUCAACCAAUCAACCACCUGCAGCCCCGCCCCCAUCUCGCCAGUGUUCCGCACAGGCAGCGAGCCCCUCCUGAGUCCGCGUUCGGUCAAGCGCCCCGGCCAAUCCCCUUCCUCUUCCAACCCCACUUCCUCCUUUGGCCCCUCCCCUUCCCCCGAAGGCGCCACGCUCCGCGGCUCCGACGGGCAGCUGCACUCCCGGGCCCCGCCCAAACCGCUGCGUGUCUCCGCCCUCUUCCCCUCUUCCCCUAACGCCACGCCCUCUCCCUCGGCGCUGGCCGCUGCCAUGGCGAUGGCGUCGCCGCCGAGGCCGCGGCCCGACCCCUCGUGCUUCUACGACGUGCUGGUGCCGCAGAUCCCGCCGGCCAUGCUGCCGCGCGGCCACGCCGCCCGCCUCCGCGCCGAGGAGAAGUGGCAGAGCCGCGCCCGGCUCACCGAGACCAGCUUCGGCUUCCUGGAGACGCCGCCGCCGCCGCUGCUGCUGCUCCCCCUGCGGCAGGAAGGGGACGUGGACACACAGGAAGUGAUGUCGGCGGCGGCGGCAUCGGCGGAGGAAGAGCAAGUGGCGUUUGUGAGGCCGCGGGAGGAGACGGAGUCCAGCUUCCGGCUGGAGAGGUUCGAGUCGCUGCUGCUGCCGGAGGGGAACAAGCCGCUGGAGCAGGCUGUGCUGAUGCAGCUCAAAGAGCUGUUCUCACGCGUGCCUGCACGCACCACCGCCCUGCACAUGCUCAGUGUGGACUGCCAGAUUGCCCGUAUCACCGGGGUGACGUUGGAGCAGAGGAGGAUGAUGGGAGUGAACUCUGGUUUGGAGCUCAUCACGCUACCACACGGCAGCCAGCUCAGACAAGACCUGCUGGAGAGGCACCACCUCAUCUCUCUGGGCAUCGCGGUGGACCUGCUGGGCUGCACAGGCACGGUGGGGCAGCGGGCGACCGUCCUGCACAAGAUCAUCCAGCUGGCCGAGGAGCUGAAGACCGGCGCCAGGGACCUCUACGCCUUCUCCGCCAUCAUGGCCGGGCUGGAGAUGCCACAGGUCACGCGAUUAGAGAUGACAUGGAGAGCUCUGAGGAGGAACCACACAGACAGUGCUGUGCUUUUUGAGAAGACACACAAACCUUUCAUGAAGGCUCUCAACGAGGGCGAUGACUCGGUGGUGUCGAGUCCCGUGGCCGUGCCCCACAUCGUGCCCCUUCUGCUUCUGAUGGAGGGGGAGGAGCCAGUGGAACACUCGGACCCAGAGAAAGGCUGCAGCCUGCUCUACAGCCUCCUCCAGGCCGCACGCUCCACCGCAGUGCACGCCGCAGAGCACCAGCAACACGCACACAGCCUGCUGUCAGCCGGCUGGGAACCAAUCCCGGAGCUCCUGGAGGCAUUCCGGACGGAGUUUGCGCUGCGCCUGUUCUGGGGUCAGGCGGGAGCCGAGGCGGAGCGCCAGCAGCGCUACGAGAAGUUCGACAAGAUCCUCACCGUCCUCUCUAGCAAGCUGGAACCACUCGAGGUGCCCACCGACACCCUGUGAACUUUGACCCUUUUU